This is a messenger RNA of Mangifera indica (mango), 1026 nucleotides long. Its product is annotated as nicotinamidase 2-like. NCBI's taxonomy places the organism in Eukaryota, Viridiplantae, Streptophyta, Magnoliopsida, Sapindales, Anacardiaceae. The transcript is spliced from 2 exons. The record is from RefSeq and is a predicted model, not a curated record. The coding region runs from base 1 to 876 and encodes 291 amino acids.
AUGUUAAAGGGUGACGCGAGAGAUCAAUUAUGGCUUAAGGUUAAUGGGGUUGACAUAAGGUUUAGCCCAUUCGAGUUCACUCUUAUUAUCGGCCUUCACCUCAGUCAGUUCAUUGAUAUUGAGAUGUAUCUUUCAUGGGGUGUUGGCUAUAAGAUUCGGGACACCUACUUUAUGGGUUCAAGAAAGAAAAAUCUAGAACCCAGAAUUGUCCUAUAUGUUUUAUCUCUUAUUCUUGGCCAUAGCAGAUCCCCAGACAACAAAAUUCUGGAAAUGGCGACUUCAUUGAAUUGUUCAUCCUACAAGAAAUAUGAGAUCCGAAAGAGAAACCCAGAUCCUAAGACUUGUGUUUUAUUAGUGAUCGACAUGCAAAACUAUUUCUCCGCCAUGGCCAAACCCAUUCUCGACAACCUUCUCACCACCAUCCGCCUCUGCCGACGCGCCUCCAUCCCCGUCUUCUUCACCCGCCACUGUCACAAGUCCCCCGCCGACUACGCCAUGCUUGGCGAGUGGUGGAAUAACGACCUUGUUUACGACGGCACCGUGGAGGCCGAGCUCAUGCCCCAGAUUAAAGAGGUGGCGAGCGCUGAUGAAGUGAUCGAGAAGAAUACUUACAGCGCGUUUGCUAGCACGCGCUUGCAGGAGCGGUUGGUGGAGAUGGAUGUGAAGGAGGUGAUAGUGAGUGGAGUUAUGACUACUUUGUGUUGUGAAACGACGGCGCGUGAGGCGUUUGUGAGAGGGUUUAGGGUGUUUUUUUCGACGGAUGCGACAGCCACGUCAGAUAUUGAACUACAUGAGGCUACCUUGAAGAACUUGGCAUAUGGGUUUGCUUACUUGGUUGACUGUGAAAGGCUUCAAGUGGGGCUUUUUGGGAAUUAAGAAAUGUUACUGUGUUUGAUGAAUUUCAGCCUGUGUCCUUCAUUUCAUUUAGCAAUAUGUCUAUAUGAAGUCUAUCCAUGUACUGGAGUAGGGUUUUGUUUAAUUCCAUAUUGUUAAUAGUAAGCUAAGUCAGGAGCUGAUGCAAAUCAA